GUACAAAAAUUGGGAGGUUGUGGGGGGCAACAUCACACCAUCAGACAACCCCACUCCACUCUCCCCCCAUCGCUAAAAAGCAUUUAUUGCUUGCACCCAAAAACCAAAUGCUAAAAGCCACAGGCACAGCACCAUCUCUCCCUCUACUCUCACCCCAUACUACACCUCCGCGCCUUCUUGGACUCUGCGCCACGAUUCUUCCUCUCGAUUCCUCACCAAAUUCUGCUUUUCUCUUCUGGUUUUUGUUGAUUGCGCCAACUGUUUGAUAUUUUGUCUAACUGAAGAAGAAGAAGAUGCCUAGGCCUGGACCCAGACCGUACGAGUGUGUGCGAAGAGCUUGGCAUAGUGAAAGGCAUCAACCCAUGAGAGGUUUGGUUAUCCAACAGAUUUUCAGGCUUGUACAUGAUAAUCACUCUGCUGCAACUAAAAAGAACAGAGAAUGGCAAGAGAAGCUGCCUCUUGUGGUCUUGAAAGCGGAGGAAAUCAUGUACUCCAAAGCCAACUCUGAGGCUGAAUACUCGAAUGUUGAGACACUAUGGGACCGAGUGAAUGAUGUCGUCGAUACGAUUAUUCGGAAAGAUGAGAGCACGGAGACUGGGGAGCUUCUGCCACCCUGUGUUGAAGCUGCACUUAAUCUAGGGUGUGUAAAGGUAAGGGCGUCAAGGAGUGAACGACACAACAAUCCGAGAACUUACCUCAGAUCUUCGUAUCAAGAAUGUAACAAAAGCAUGUCUCCGAGAUUCCUAAACGACAAUGUGAAUGAACGGAAUCCUGAUUUGAUGCACGCUGCCAAGAUGCCCCAACAACAUGUGGAUUCGUCUCGCUUAGUUUGGGAGUCUAACAACCGAAUCACACCAAACAGUUCUAACCAGCAGCAGCACAUGGCUUAUUCAUUUGAGAAGAAGCUUCAUUGUAUUGGCAAUAGAAAUGCUCUGGAAGUGGAGCGUAGUAAUGCUUGGCUGAGUAGAAGCUCGGUGUACCCCUUGUACUAUGGGAUGGAUUUCAAACCUGAGGUUUGUCAGUUGGGUUUUCAGGUAGCUCAAAAGUCGGACUCUGUCAUUAUUGGUGUGCCGGUGUUUUCAUCACCUGCUGAACCUGCUUCCGAGGUUGGGUGCUUACAGAAUCUAUUCCCUUAUGGCGAAGAUAAGUUUUUUGGGAAAAGGACGUGUGAGGUAGCUUCCAAGGAUACCAAAGGGAAGGGACCUCAGGCCGGCUUUGACUUGUCGCUGAGGUUGGGACUCUUUUCUGAUUCGAAUUCAGGCAGGGAAGACAGCUCUGGUUUCAUUACUGAUAGCCUUGGUCGUAGGUUAUCUCCAUAUGAAGGCCUGCCCGUGGAGGAGUUCCCUUUCUUUCCUAUGGAGCCUGCCCAUAGCCAGACGUGGAUGCAUAGAAGUAACCAGAACGAAGAGAGUGAGAAUCAGAAUGCGGAAUUAGUUUCUAGAAAGCGUAAGCUAUCUGUUAGUGGAGAUUUAGGAAAUGACCAAUUUUUCUGGUCACAGGAUUCAACUAACCGUUUGGUCAAAUGAAAAGACCUGAUUGCAUCUUUAUGCAGUUGGAGUCUUUUAUGCCACACUUCUCUGUCCGAGUUCUUGAUAGGAAAGUAUCAGAAGCAGUUCGUGAAAAUUAAGUAACCUGCACUGGAGGUCCUACGGUAAUGAUAUGUUACAUGUUUUAAGAUAAUCGAAUGGUCCUAUUAUGCAGAAAUUUUAUGUCUAGGGUUCAUAUUCUAUUUAUUACGCCUUUAUAACAUGACAGCAUAGGCAACAUUAGAUUGUAAGCAUAUAACUGUGUAUUCAAUUAUUCUGUAGCAAAAGUUAUUCUUAUUUA
Messenger RNA from Salvia splendens (bonfire salvia), 1827 nucleotides. RefSeq lists its product as uncharacterized. Gene Ontology annotation, biological process: regulation of DNA-templated transcription. The coding region runs from base 294 to 1526 and encodes 410 amino acids. Gene Ontology annotation, molecular function: transcription coregulator activity. Lineage: Eukaryota; Viridiplantae; Streptophyta; Magnoliopsida; Lamiales; Lamiaceae. The transcript has 5 exons. The record is from RefSeq and is a predicted model, not a curated record.